This is a messenger RNA of Magallana angulata, 1629 nucleotides long. RefSeq lists its product as uncharacterized. Bases 1 to 1629 code for a protein of 542 amino acids. Gene Ontology annotation, biological process: DNA integration. The transcript has a single exon. Gene Ontology annotation, molecular function: nucleic acid binding. Lineage: Eukaryota; Metazoa; Mollusca; Bivalvia; Ostreida; Ostreidae. The record is from RefSeq and is a predicted model, not a curated record.
AUGGAAGAUGGAACCGAACGUCCCAUUGCGUAUGCUUCUCGCUCGUUGACUAAGGCGGAGAAGGCAUAUUCCCAGAUCGAUAAGGAAGCUUUGAGUAUCUACUGGGGAGUACAGAAAUUUCAUACUUACCUGUACGGACGUCAUUUUACGUUGAUCACAGACCACAAACCACUUGUGAGCAUUUUUCACCCUGAAAAACAGCUACCUGCAAUGACAACUGCUAGAUUGCAGCGCUAUGCUAUAUUUUUAUCGAGCCACAAUUACAGCAUAGAAUACAGAAAUACUGCAAAUCAUGGAAACGCAGAUGGAUUAUCAAGACUACCCUUGUCUGCACCCAGUACCAGUACAGAUGAAGAAACUGAUGCUUGUAAUGUCUUUUAUUCUUCACAGUUUGAAAACUUACCUGUUACUUGUGACACUGUAAGAAAAGAGACACAACGUGAUCCAGUCUUAUCGCAAGUGCUAGACAUUGUCUUACAAGGAACUCGUGACUUUCCUCCUGAGAACGACUUCAAAACAUACAGGAAUAGGAGCAAGGAACUUACUGCUCACCAAAACUGUCUACUUUGGGGAAACAGAGUCGUUAUUCCUGCAACACUUCAAAGUGAAAUAUUGACAGAACUUCAUAAAAGUCACCCAGGAAUCGUCAGAACGAAGAGCUUAGCGAGAUCUUAUGUAUGGUGGCCCACUCUUGACAGCGACAUUGAAGAAAUGUGUCAGCACUGUGUUGAUUGUCAACAAUACUUACCAAAACCCGAGGCAGCUCCUGUACAUCCCUGGGAAUGGACUGGUUCUCCGUGGGAGAGGGUUCAUGUGGACUUUGCUGGACCAUUUAAAGGACAGAUGUACUUCAUUCUGGUAGACUCGCAUUCCAAAUGGCCAGAAGUUGUGCGCAUGUCUUCAACAACAGCAACUGCGACCAUCAACGUCCUUAGAGAUAUCUUCGCACAUCUCGGACUACCGAAAACAUUGGUUUCCGACAAUGGACCGCAAUUUGUUGCUGAUGAAUUCAAGACAUUUUUGCGACAAAAUGGAGUGAAACAUGUGACAUCAUCACCUUAUCACCCCAGGACAAAUGGACUGGCCGAACGUUUCGUGAGGAGUUUCAAAGCAGCCAUGAAGAAAGACAGCAAAAUAACCUCUAAGGAGAUUGACAUUUUCCUCAUGACAUAUAGAGUGACUCCACACGCUACCACAGGAGAGACACCUGCGAAAUUACUUAUGGGGCGAAAUCUUAGAACACGCUUGGACCUACUGAAACCUGACACCAGCAAUAAAGUGCGACAGAAACAGGACAAAAUGAAGCUGUCGAAACACACAGGAUCCAACGUGCGCCAAUUCACCGUUGGAAAAUCCGUGAUGGUUCGAGACUACAGAGGAAGUGUACCAUGGAUUCUUGCUACAGUAACGUCUUGUUUAGGACCACUCACAUACGAGGUGAAGACCAAGGAGGAAGGAGUGUGGCGUCGGCACGUGGACCAGAUGAGAAGAGCUUCAGAAACCUUGACAGAGAAAACUGUACAAGACACAUUAGCCAAAGCAAUUCUGAGCCGAUGGAAACACCUGCAGUACCGUUUACCUACCCUACCGAUUCACCGGAAGUGUCAGAUCGUCCGUCAUCGCGGUUGA